Molecule: messenger RNA, 12378 nt
Organism: Cavia porcellus (domestic guinea pig)
Lineage: Eukaryota; Metazoa; Chordata; Mammalia; Rodentia; Caviidae
Product: KIAA1958 ortholog
Exons: 5
Coding region: 165-2399 (744 amino acids)
Source: RefSeq, a predicted model, not a curated record
GCCUAGGGUGCUCGGACCUGCGGCCGCUCUCCGCUCGUCCUCACCCCUCCGUCCCGCCCCGUCCAGCCCGGGCAGCCCGGCUCCCGUAGGCCCCCCACCGCUGCCCGCGUUCCUAUGGACAGAAGCACAGACACCUGCAGGAAAGACACUGCCGACCCUGUAACAUGGAGGAUUGUCUUCAUACCUCAUCUGAGAAUCUGUCCAAAUUGGUCAGCUGGGCCCACAGCCAUGGGACCAUUUGCAGCCUCAUUCCAAACUUGAAACACUUGCUUUCUGAAGGUUCCCAUGGGAACCUGACCGCAAUGUGGGGCUGCAGUGCUGGCCAUGCCUACCACUGGCCACUAACAGCUACCUGCAGAGCUGGAUCACAAGAGAGAGUCUGUUUCCAAGACAACAGAAGUUUUAACUCUGAUAGUCCCAGUAUAAUCGGGGUGCCUUCUGAGACACAGACGAGCCCUGUUGAAAGGUACCCUGGGAGAGCAGUGAAAGCAAAGCUCGACUGUAAUCGGACCAGAGACUCUUGUGACUUCUCUUACUGCAGUGAGCCCUCUGAACUUGACGAAGCCGUGGAAGAGUAUGAAGAUGAAAACACCCUGUUUGACAUGGUUUGUGAAUCUUCUGUUACAGAUGAGGAUAGUGACUUUGAACCUCAAACCCAAAAGCCUCAAAGCAUCACUCGCAAAAGGCCAGGAGUAGUCCCGUCUUCCCUCCAUUCAGGCUCCCAAGUGCAGAUGAUUGACGAGUGCAGCAAUGAUGUCAUCAUCAAGAAAAUCAAACAAGAGAUUCCGGAAGAUUAUUACAUUGUGGCAAAUGCAGAGCUUACAGGAGGGAUAGAUGGCCCAGCCUUAUCAUUGACACAGAUGGCAAAACCCAAGCCUCAGACUCAUGCUGGUCCCUCCUGUAUAGGAUCUGCUAAGCUGAUUCCCCAUGUAACGUCUGCCAUCAGCACAGAGCUAGACACACAUGGUAUGUCUGCAUCCCCCUCUGUGAUUUCCAGACCAAUCAUUCCAAAGACUGCUAGAGUAUCUCUGGCUUCACCAAACAGAGGACUCCCUGGCGCCCAUGGCACCAACCAGCAGGCAGCCUUGCAGAUGCCUGUGAGUACAUCUCAUCCACACAAACAGAUCAGUAUUCCUUUGUCUGCCCUGCAGCUACCUGGACAGGAUGAGCAAGUUGUUUCUGAAGAAUUCUUACCCCAUCUGCCUAGCCAGAUCUCAUCUUGUGAGGUGGCCCUUUCUCCCUCAGUGAACACAGAGCCAGAAGUGAGCUCCAGUCAACAGCAGCCUCCAGUCGCUCCGACCAUAAAAACUGAAGCCACAGCACAGUGCAUACCAGACCAGGAUGAAAGAGCAGCUGAGCUCAGCAGGGAGCAGAACGAGAAAACCAUCCGGAGCACACAGACUGCGCUCCGCAAUUUCCCUUAUUCUACUAAGCUCAACAAAUUUCCUGUAUUUAAUAUUAAUGAUGACUUGAAUGAUCUGUGUACCAGUGCAGUAAGCCCAAAUACUACUAAAGCCACACGGUACGCCCUGAAUGUGUGGCGAUAUUGGUGCAUGACCAACGGGCUCAGAGAUCACACGGACAUCACCAAGAUCCCUGCAGUGAAGUUGAAUGAGCUGCUUGAAAACUUUUAUGUCACCGUUAAGAAGAGUGACGGCUCAGACUUCCUGGCGACCUCGCUGCAUGCCAUCCGCCGAGGCUUGGACCGCAUCCUGAAGAAUGCGGGUGUGGGCUUUUCCAUCACCAGCAGCACCUUCAGUUCUUCCACCAAGAAACUCAAGGAGAAGCUGUGGGUGCUGAGUAAGGCAGGGAUGUCGGGUGCCCGUUCUCGAAAUAUCGUCUAUUUCUCUCUCUCUGACGAGGAGGAGAUGUGGCAGGCAGGGUGUCUAGGGGACGACAGCCCUAUCACUCUCCUGUCCACUGUGGUCAAGUACAACAGCCAAUACCUGAACAUGCGGACACUGCAGGAGCAUGCAGAUUUGAUGUAUGGUGACAUUGAACUGCUCAAAGACCCACAGAAUCAGCCCUACUUCGCCCGGACAGACAGUGUCAAGCGGGAGAGUCGGAGCGGUUCCACUAGAGUGUGUCACGGGAAAAUCUACCAUGAGCAUUCCAGGGGCCACAAACAGUGCCCGUACUGCCUCCUCUACAAGUACAUGUACAUCCACCGGCCACCCACCCAAAUGGAGGCCAAGUCCCCCUUCUACCUGACUGCCAGGAAGGAGGCCACAGACAUGGGCAGCGUGUGGUAUGAGGAGCAGAGGAUGGGACUCCGGUCUCUUCGGGGAAUUGUCCCAAACUUAGCCAAGAAGGUAAAGCUGGAAAACUGUGAGAACUUCACUUUCGUCUCUUUUACUCAGGUCUCCAGGAGGCUUGGCUCCCACAGCUGCUGCCAGUGAGCCCUCCCUGGGUCCAGCCCUGCCUGGCCCACCCUCAGAGGCCAGAGGCAGUAGCAACCCAGAGCUCUGAGGUGGUGUGUGACUCCAUGGACCUGCUGGUCUUCGUCAGUGUGGCCUGCUAUCCCGCUGACUUGGAGUUUGCUUUUUAAGUGAAAGUAGGUGAAUCUGAAUAAUUCGGCUAUUUUAUCCAAAUAUGUGUCAUGUUCACUGAACCAUAAAAGCAAACCUAAUAUAUAACUGCUGUCAACAAGAGUGAGGAAAUUAAUUUUAUCUAGUGCCUUUUUAGCACAGGUUCUCUGGAAAAAAGAAAGACAAAAAUCAGAACUGUUUAAGUACCAUUUUUAAAAAUCCCAGUAGCCCAGUAGCUUUACAAUGUUAUGAAGGUUGUACACGUUGUCGAAUUACAUUCACAGUAAGGAGCUAGGAAGAGGGAGGCGGACACGUUCAAGAAGAAUUGCACUCGACACUCCUCUGUGUUUUGCUGGUGGAUGACUUGUCCCACAGAGCAGGCAGCCUCGCUUGAGAAUGUCCCGAAGCAUCUGCUGGGGCACAGGGCCUGCUCACUGCCGUGAUUGAUCUCUGCUGUCAGUGGAGAAAACUUUAUGAAAAGAAGAUUAAUGCACCAAAAGGGUGUUUGUAAACAAGGUUUCCAGUGAACUAGUCAGUUCGCACAACACAAGAGAAUUUCCAGUAGUUCACUAAGAAGAAACAGCUUGGGAAAGCUACAUGUGAUCCAAAUGUGAAAACCUCUGAAGCAGAAGUGCCUACAUCUUAGUUCUCAGUACCACGUGAGAGCGCUUUUCAUUUGAACAUUUUGUAGAGGUUGUUGUUCUUUUAAAUCUGUUCUUCAUGUCAUAGUUACCCUGUCAGCGUACAGCACUGGAUGUGUAAAACAACUAACAGGAAUGUUUAGGCUUAAGUAGGAAAGCCCAACAAAACAAACCACAGGGAAACAAAUCCCCAAAUGUAUUUAUUAAAAGCUCUGAAAUAUUUUUUUAAUCAAAGUAUGACUUUUUGAGCCACAAUGGAUGUCAUCUUUUUAGGAUUAGCACAGAUGCUUGGGACGCAGUGACUUGGGCAGUCUACCAGGUAAGCAAACCCAGCAUUCAGAAUGUAGUGGUAAAGUCAGAGCAUAUUGACAAAUUAUAAAAUGCAGUGUGAAACUGUUUCACUCAGGUAAACUCAACCUGACCACUUGUUUUAACAUGAGCAGAGCCAGGCGUGGUGGUGCAUGCCUGUAAUCCCAGCACUUGGGAAACUAAGGCGGGAGGAUCGCUGCAAGUCUGAGGCCAGCCUGGGCUACAUAGAGUUCAAGGCCAGAAUUACAUAGCAAGACCCUGCCUCAAAAGACAAAAAUUAAAUAAACAAACACAUCAGAAUUUUCUGGUAACUACUCUGAAUGCAACAAAAAGUGACAAAAGAGCCCAAAGAGUACUAACUAAAAAUAGUAGUAAUUUCUAGGUGUCUUUAUUUUGUAUUUGGGGAAAGACUGCUAUAUCUUUAUAUCAUUUUGUUCCUGUGUACACUUUCUAAUCCCAAAUUAAAAUCUCAAUGCAAAUUCAUUUUGUAGGAAUCUUAAAAGUCAGCCCUCCCUAUUUCUUUCUCAAAGCAUUAUUUCAGUAUUUGUUUUAAAAUCAUACACUGGUCACUGAACUAUGUGAUACUUUACCAGAGAAUACUCAACCAAUGCUGCCUUAAGGUCUAAUGGUGUACCAUUUCUAGUUACUGCACAUUUAAAUUCUAGUUUACUAGUUUCCUGAGUAAAGAUUAAUUUUGGUAUAUCUUUAUAUGUAUAUAAAUAACAAGUAAUAGUAAUAGUGCUAUGACUUGAUAUUGCCUGUUGUUCUAUUGUGAUUUCUUGUAGUGAUUUUAGGGUUUUGUUUAAGAAGAAGUAGACACAUAUUAGGUACAGUUUCCUUUAGUUUGCUAAAUACCCAAAGGAUAUUGUGUUUGUGGAAGCGAAAUGGUGAUUUUCUUCUCAGUCCUGCACUUAAACUGAAAUAUAACCUAUAUGAACUGUCACCACGUCCUACAGCCUAAUUUAAUAAAACCUCCAUUUUCAUUUUAAAUAGGUUCAAGAAGAAAAAUUAAUAGGAAUCACUGGGAUUGUUUAAGAUUUUAACAUAUCCAAAAGUAGCACUAGUUGGUCCAGAGGUUGUAACCCUUCUGUUGAGUAUGGCUUUUCAGCAGCUGAGUAACCGUCCCUGCCCAAGUUAGGUGGCUAUCACCUCUUGAUGUUUUAUAAAUCCCUAGCGUAUUGAAGGAAAUGAUUAUACUAAAAGACCAGAGGGGCAAAACUUCAGUGACACCAACUGUAAUGAAAGAGCUGUUUUUCAGCACCCUAAAUGCUAUUUAUCACAGGCUUCCUUGGAGAAAGGGACAGGGGAGAAAACAUGUAUCAAAUGCUGCCAUGUGCCACCUAUCGUCUCUGUUAUGUAUGGUGCACUGUGUAUAUGUGCAGAUACAUACACCCUGUAACUUCCCAUGCGGUAACUCCGUGAAGACCUGGCCUGUGUGCCAAAACCCUGUAACCCAUGUGUAUGGCUGCACCUGUCCUCAGAGGACAUUGAGGAGGGCAGGAGAGCUCUGUCUAGCUGACCUUCAGUGGUUGUGUUCUUCCAAUCAGCCUUGUGCCACCUCCUCUGAAGACCGUGAUUGUCUGCUCUUAGCUAAGAAAGAAGAAUCCCAAGAGAAGAAAGAGGGGAGGUUAAGAGCAUUUUUUUCCACUUACCUUUGAGUAUUUGUGCUCCUCAGUUGUUGGGAAUGAAUAUCAAAAAUUCACAAGUUUGCCUAUAGUACAAGUUGCUUCCAGGCCCUGCAUGAGGAAUGGGGGUGCUGCGGUGUGUCAGGACCUGUAGGGGUCUUGGGGAGCUCACACCACAGCACCUCCUGUGUCUGCUCUGGGUCCCGCCUCCCAGAAUCCAGCAGCCUCCUUGCUGGGAGUUGAUUUGGCAGGGAUAACAGGGCAUCAGCUUGAUCAGUUAGAUCUAACUAAAUAUAGAGUUUGACAUAGUGCUAUGCACAUCAUAAACAUGCAAUAAAGGUUGAGUUUUUCACUUAAUCUUCAUUGCAUCACUGUUUCUUCCACUGCGGACAUUCUGUGUCCCUUAGACUGUUAAACCUGAAGAGGAAACCAAACCUAUAACCUGAUCAAGCCAACAAGUUUAUGCCCAUGAUUUCUACCUCCAACAUAUCCAAGCCCCGAUACCUCCAUAUAAGCAAAAACAAAUGAAGGAAGAGCAGAAAAACCUUAAGAGGCUUUACUGGAAAAUUCAUCCAUUGUACAUUUGCAGAGGGGAAAAAAAGGAAAAGUGUGGAAGCACCUAACCAAAGCUGUGAAAGAAAUGGCCUCUUCAGUCAUGUAGCGUCCAGCUUUCUUUGGAUUUUAUUCUGCAUUAGUCUGCCCUGACAGAUAAAUAGUAUUUGAAGAAAUGUGAAGUUCUGUUACCUUCAUUUUUAUUGAACUCAGUCUCAUUAAAAGCAUCAAGCACGUUGGGCAUAUUCAUACAAACAGGCAUUAAGAAAAUAAUAUUGAUGUAGAAACGAAAGCCACUUGCUACAGUUCAGAGAUUACUGGGAACUACUUCACUGCUGUCUUGUAGAGUGGGAUCAUCUCCUAGGAGAGCAGUGUUAACACCUUUGGGAUUCCUCAAUAGGAAUAUAGUUUUUCUGGUAACUACUUUAAAGACUUAAAAGUCAUAUAGUCUGGUGACACUCUGGGAGGCAGAAUUCCUAAGUCCUCCAUUAAUACCCUAAUCUAGCACCUCUUACUAUAUUGGGAGGUCUUCUUUAUGAAUAAGAUUUAACUUUUCUAGUUCCAAAACUUAGAGAAUUAUCUUUCUAUCUCUAAACAGCACAAGUUAUUUUUCUCAGUUUAGGUAUGGGUUCCACCCUGCACUGUUCGUUAUCAUUGAAAGCUCUAAAAGGUUCGCCAUCCCUUGAGGCUAAGACUGGCUACACUGUGCCUACUUAAAUAGGACAUUUAAAUAUUAUCCCUAUCAACAUGCAUCACUUUGCUGCUUUUAUGAAAUGUGGAUUGCUCACAAAUUUUAAACUCCUAAUCCUCUAUCUUUGGAUAUCAAUGAAUGCAAAUAAUGAAGACCUCAAUGAAGAGUUACUUAGUUUUCCCUAGGUAAGCUUCCGUUUAGUCCAGGUUAAGGCCACUACAUACAUAGAAGCUGUUAAGUGAGAGCUCUUCACAGAAUAUGCUGGAAGUUUCAAAUUUGUAUAUAAAUAGUUCGGCUUUGGGACUGAAUUUUUAAUGAUCUGUAUUAAAAGAAAAACAUGCAGUUGUUCAAGCCAUGCGCCUGGGUAAGGUUCUUUGUAUUUUUCCAUAUAAAUGAGUCAAAUUAAAACAUGAUGUAGAGCAAAUUGGUGAUCUAUAGCUGCACUGUUUUUCUGAGAGAGGAGGCAGUUGUGGGGAUGAUAAUUAAACUGACGUCUCUGGAAAUUCUCUAAUCUGGCAUGAUGUGUUCUGAUGGGAUAGGAUUUCCCAGAACUCCUCUGAGGGAAGUUGCUCGUGUGUAAUACAACAUUUGCCUGUAGUAAUGAUGAUGCUUUUGAGAAAUUCUAGGUUUUUUUUUCCUUUGUCUAGGACUGGGGGUUGUGCUGUCCUAUAUCCUCAGCCCUUAUAUUUUGUUUUUGGAGCGAGAGUCUUGCUUAAUUGCCCAGACUGGACUUGGAUUUGUGAUCCACCUGCCUUCCAAGUUGUUAAUUUUGGGAUUAUAGGUAUGCACCACCAUGCCUGGCAACAAAUUCUGCUUUACAGUUCAAGAUAUCCAGAGAUGUUCCCCAUAUUUAAUUGUUGAUUAGAAUCAUUGUUAUUCAAUUAAAGUGCUUUAUUAUCUGUCUAAUGUAGCUUAUAUGGAAAUUAAUCAUUUCAGGAAAUAUUUAAGACCAAAAAAUUGGGUAAUAUAUAGCUGCAUAGUGUUACAUUAAUAUUAAUAGUUAUUAGAUUCUCCACCCCACCCCGGCUGAGAGGAAAAUGGUCUCCUAAAUACUUUAUGGUCAAGGCAACUGAUUAAUUUGUAUUUAAUUCUAGUUAUUGUUAUAUUUACUGAUUUGCUCAAAUACAACUAUUUUGAAAGUUCAAAUUUGACCAACACUGUAGUAAGGGCUUCCUCCUAGCUGCCUCUUAUUCUCAUGUAGUUUCACAAUAGUUCUGCAAAGUACGUAUAAUAUUUCCCAUUUUACUUACUGAGAAACCAAGGCUCAGAUAAGGUAAGUAAACUUCUCAGUUCCUGCAGAACUAGUAAGUUGGAGAUUUAAAUUUGAACAUUGAUUUUCUGACUCCAAAUCCAGUGCUCAGUUGAUUAGAAAAAACUGCCUUCUUCAGGCCCAUAAAUGUCCAUUGAACUUCUAAAAAAUUAACAAGUUUCCACUUACUUUGUAGACAUCUCAUUUCUGAAGCUGUACUGUAUUACACCUUGUAUGUACUCUCAAUAAUUGAUUAGUUACCUGGCACCAUUUAAUAGUUCUUGGAAAGCCUGAUGUUAUUUUGUGAAUAACAAAUAGAAAAAGAAGGUUCUCCCUAUAGAGAACCUUCUGUCUUUAUCCAUUAAUUAAUUUAUAGUAUAUAUUACCUACCUUAAAAGACACAUGGUCAUGUCAGUUUACUUAAGUCAGUUAGACAUAGAAACUUUGGCUUAAUAUGAAAAGGAAUUCUUAAUCUGUAUUACAAUUAUGUACUAAAUAUUAGCAUUUUUAUAUAGUAUUUAGGCUGAGGUACUCUGAGCAAAACAUACUUGCUCAUUUGUUUUCUAUUCUUCAUCAGGCCAUAUUUAGUUACUCUUUAAAGACUUAAAAGACAGUGAAUUAUAGGUGACUCCCAGGUCAUCUAGCCAAAUUCCCUUAUUUUAAAGCCCAGAGAUAUUAAAGAGCCUGUUGAAGGUCAACCAGGCAAUAGUAGAUUCAGAACUAGAAAAUUAGUCCAGAAUUCUUUAUUCCAUAUCAUAACUGAGAAGAUUUAGAUUUUUAAAAUUAAUGAUACAACAUCUGUCAAAAUGACACUGGGUCUAGCCAAACAUGGUGACACAAAUCUGUAAUCUCAGCACUCGGGAGGCUGAAGCAAGAGGAUUGCCACGAGUUUGAUGCCACCCUGGGCUACUUUAGUGAGUCAAAGCCGGCCUGAACUACAUAGUGAGACCCUGUCUCAAAAAGAAAAAAAGGACAAAAAAAAAAAAAAGACAUUGGGCUGAGGAAGCCCCAGUGAGUUUCUCUUACCUUCUUAGAAGAAGACCCAUAAUGACCCAGAAAACCAAAAUCUCAAAUCUGAACUCUAGAGGGGAUUGACAGUUGCCAAGGCAUAGGGAGGUGGAUGAAGAAAACCCUGCAGAUUGUAUUCCAAUCUUUGUCUUCCAUCGAUGAAAGGGAAAUGCUGUGAAAUUUAAAAUUUGAAAGUGAUUUAGUGUAUGUCUUCCUCCCAACCGUGUAUGCCUCCUUAUCCAUGGUCAAGAGCUCUCGAGCUGGACAGAUUACAGACUGACCUUAAACAGAUACUUCAGCGUGAGGAGAAGGGUCUGAAUCCCACCCUCUCUUCCUUUUCCCCAAUAUUCUUCCUAUUCGUUCAGCUUGGGCCUCCAGAUCCUCAGGCCAAAACGUGAGCAGACAGCAGGGAGGGACCAGUAGACGCCCGGUGUCUUCUGAGAAUAAAGCCUCUUACAGCCAAGCAGAAAUAGCCAGUGACUGGGCAGUGGGACAUGCAGAGACCAAGACACAAGGUUGGCGCAAUGUUCAGAAAACCAGGCCACAGGAAGGAAUGUGGUACUACUUAAGUAGAAAAGUAGUAAGCCAGAAACUGGACCUAGAGAUACACACAUCACCUUACCAUCAACCUGAGACCUGACUGGAAGAGGAUCUGAAAGUGGACAGGGAAUGGGAAGAAGGAUCUACAUCCAAGAAAGAGUACAGGAAGAGAAGCAAAAAAGCAAAGCGAGGCCUGGAAAGAAAAACGGAAAACAUGUGAAAGGAAAAUGAACAGUUUCCAGGACACUCUUGAAAAUGUUGCUUCCAGCAGGGUGUGAUAACACACGCCUAUAAUCCCAGCACUCGGGAGGCUGAGGCAGGAGGACCCUUGCAAGUUUGAGGCCAGCCUGGCUACAAAGUGACCUUGAGACCAGCCUGAACUGCAUAGUGAGACCCUGUCUCAAAAAGACCAAAAAAAAAAAAAAAAGGAAAUAAAAUGUUGCUUCCAUGCUUCCACAAAAGGUUACCUUAAGAUGGGAACAGGUUAAAAGAAAAAGUGAGGGGGCUGGGGACUUAGCUCAGUGGCAUAAGCGCCUGCUUUGCAAGUGUGUGGUCAUGAGUUCGAACCCUGGUACCGAUAAAAAAAGAAAAAGAUUUUUUAAAAAAAGAAAGAAAAAGUGAGAGGCUGGGGAUUUAGCUCAGUGGCAUAGCACCUGCCUUGUAAGCGCAUGGUCGCAAGUUCGAUCCCCAGCACCGGUAAGAAAGAAAAAGAAGUGAGUAGAAUAAAAUGGAAAAGGAAAUAAAUUAGACAGAUUUCGCAGAACUUAAAACACAAUAGCAGAUUAAAACCCACACUGGAAAAGAACAAUAGAUAGUUUUAAAACUCAAUUAUAUUAAGGACAUACUUAAGACUUUUUAAAAAAUAUGUAAUAACGGGGGGCUGGGGAUUUAGCUCAGCGGCAUAAGCACCUGCCUUGCAAGCAGGCAGUCGUGAGUUCGAUCCCUGGUACCAAUAAAAAAAAAGAAAAAGACAAAAAAAAAAAUGUAAUAAUAAACAUCUUUUAUUAAUAAAAAAUAAAAUGAAAAUGGGGAGAAUAGAUAAGAAAAAUAAUAUUACUGGCACUGCUGAAAUGGGCAUUUCUAGUAGGAAGACUAUCAUACUGUGAAAAAUAUUAGACUAUAAGAAUUAAAUUUUUCCUGACAGAAUGAAAGAUCUAUGUUUAUAGAUUAAAAAAGACUCACUGCCUUCCAGGAUUCCCCCCACACACACACCAAAAAAACAAAAGGUGAAUGGGACCAAUAGUUAGGAACUUACUGGUAAAAAUGAUAAACCAUCCUCAGGCAUCCAGUUAAAAACUAGCAAGAUGCUUACAAUGAAACGAACAUCUGGCUUCAGACUUCUGCUCUGUAGGAUGGCACUGAAUGGCAGGAAACCAUACGGGAUUUUGACAGGAUAAAUUCCACCUUUGAAAUUUCAAACGUAUGUUAAUAUAUAGAAUGUUUUUAUGAUAAGCAUGCAGAAAAUAGCUAUGUACUGGUCAUAGAAAAAUAAUUGUAUUUCAGUCUAUAAAGCUGUUCUAAACCAUAUUUGUCUAAUACAAUUUCAAGGGAUACAGGUAUUGAACGUCAGGUCAUCAUCCCCUAGCAGAAGAACAUGUAUACUUUUAAGCAGGAAAAAUCACAUGUGUGGAAGUACCCACAGUCUCCGUCUGAACGAGCUAAAUUAAUCAAGAUGGACCUAACAAUAAUUGCAGUGCUAUAGAGUUGUUUUAUUUUUAUUACUGAAAUAAUGUAUGUUAAUGAUAGUAUAAGUAGAAAAUUCAGACAUGACUUCUACAAAUAAAAUAUAACUUAUUUUUGAUUUCCCCCACAACCAGUUUAAAUACUAUUGUGAAAAAAAUCCAUUGCUUCUAGCCGGGUGUGGUAGUCAUACAUGGAAUCCCAGCCCUGAGGGUGCUGAGGUAGGAGGACCACAAGUUCCAGACCAGCCUGGGUAUCGAGACCCUGUCUCAAAGCAAAACAGUGUCAUUGCUCCCCAGUGAGCCUCGGCCAGGCUCCCUAUCUUUCCUCUGACAUUUGACAGCGGCAAGUUAAGCUUGCCAGAUCCCUUCCACUGCGGUUCCUCCUCCUCACACAAGAACAGCUACCAGGUGACAGUUUACCAAAUGCAUCUCUUAAAAAGCGAGUAAGACAAAAAAUGAAACUUGUUCUGCAGUGCAAAUGCAAGACUUCAGUUUUAACUGCAGAAAGUCAGCCGGGCAGUGAGGUGCUUUCCUUAACUCAGAUUUUAGGGCACUCUGCUGUAAUUCAAACACUAAGGAUUGAGGCUGUGGCUCAGUGAUAUAGUGCUUGCCCAGCAUCCUCAAGGCUGAAUUUGACCCCAACACUGUAUUAAUUAAGGAAAGAAAAAAAGCAGUAAAAACAAAUUCUGGGGCCCACAAUGUCAGCAUUAGCAUGACAGCUGGGUUUGUGGUUUUAUUUUUUCUUGUACUGGAAGACCUUGGAAACCUGGAACACAGAGUAUCAUCAGCCCCAAUGCCUGGCUCCUUCCUGGCCCUACACCAAUUUCAUCUGUGCUCCGAGUUGUCUGCCAAUUUAAACUCUCAACUCAAUUUUCAAUGACACCAGCAUGUUUGCUUUAAAUUUAGCAAUAAAACAGUUCACAGACUGCGUUUGCAUAGUUUUUCAUUCUGAAACAGCAAAACCUUCCUGAAGAGAUGGAAAGAAUCUCUUUUUGGUAGAUUUCAAGUCUAACCUUUCCCAGAGUCCUCUUGCCUAGCUGUAACUGACAAAGUCUAAUUUAACCACUUAGGUAAGAAACACAGUACUUGCAUUUCAAGGCAUAGUCUUUUUUAUGUGGUUAUAUUUUUCAAAUAUCAACAAAAUUGUCUCUCUUAUGUUUUCAUUGUUCUGGAUAUGUAUUUUUUUAACAGAGAAAGAUGCCCAUAUUUCUUAACACUGGAAACAUCAUUCAGAUGGAUGUUCUAUAACUUGAAUAAUUUUACUGUACCACGUCCAACUCUUUCCCCUCAGUGGCGGCUGCCCUGGGCACACACUCGUGCAUGUGGAAGAACAUGAGUGGGGAAGCAGGUGUCCUGUCGUUUUCUGUCGAGGCUUGUCAGCAAUAGAAAUAAUUUAUUGUUCAUCUAGUCCAGCCCUCUAGUUGAUAAUCUCGUAGAGUCUGUUACCAAUUUGCAAGGUUCUUGAUUUUUAAAAAACAAAAUUGUUGCUUUAUGUACAUGGAGCUUGACUGUUUAACCCAGAUUUUUUUUGAAAAAUAAAAAAAUAUACUUUA